GCGCUCUAGGCCGAGCGGGAGGUCGGGGCUGCGAGCGCUCGCUGGUGGCAGAUCUGGAGGCGGCUGCGGUGCGGGGGCUCCGUGGCUGGGAUCGAAUCCGAUCGGGAGCCAUGAGCGUGGACAAGGUCGAGCUGUGCGGGUCUCUGCUCACCUGGUUGCAAACGUUCCACGUCCCACCCCCCUGUACCAGUCCCCAAGACCUGAGCAGUGGCCUGGCCGUAGCCCAUGUUCUGAAUCAGAUAGACCCUUCCUGGUUCCACGAGGCUUGGCUGCAGGACAUUUCCGAUGACCCAGGUUCCAACUGGAGGUUGAAGGUCCGCAAACUGACGACCAUCCUACAGAGCCUGGUGCGCUACUCCCAGGAAGUCCUGGGCCAUCCUAUUUCUGAGCAACACUGGCCAGAUGUGAAGCUCAUUGGAGAGUUCUCAGACCCUGAGGAGCUGGGCAAGCUGCUUCAGCUGGUGCUGGGCUGUGCUGUCAGCUGCGAGAAAAAGCAGGAGCACAUUCAGAGGAUCAUGACGCUGGAGGAGUCUGUCCAGCAGGUGGUGAUGGAGGCCAUCCAGGAGUUCCUGACCAAGGACCCCCCUGAGGGCCUGUCCUCAGAAACAUACGGCAACUUCGAUAGCCAGUCCCGCAAGUACUACUUCCUGAGCGAGGAUGGAGAUGAAGGGGACGAGCUCCGGCAGCGCUGUCUGGACCUGGAGCGGCAGCUGGAGCUCCUGGCGGAAGAGAAGCAGAACCUGGCGCAGGAGAACGCGGUGCUGCGGGAGCGCUGGGGCCGGCCGCAGGGCGACGGGCCCGCGGGUCUCACGGCCAAGAAGCUGCUGCUCCUGCAGACGCAGAUGGAGCAGCUGCAGGAGGAGAACUUCCGGCUGGAGAACAGCCGCGAGGACGAGCAUGCGCGCUGCGCGGAGCUGCAGCGGGAGGUGGCGGAGCUGCAGCAGCGCAACCAGGCGCUCGCCAGUCUGGCCCACGAGGCACAGGCGCUGCAGGACGAGAUGGCCGAGCUCCGGCAGUCCUCGGAGCGUGCAGGGCAGCUGGAGGCCACACUGAGCAGUUGCCAGCGCCAGCUGGGAGAGCUAAGGGAGCUGCGGCGGCAGGUGCGGCAGCUGGAGGAGCGCAACUCAGACCACGCGGAUCGCACGCAGCAGCUGGAGGAAGAGUUGCGGCGGGCCAGCUCCCUGCGAGCCCAGCUGGAAGCUCAGCGGAGGCAGGUUCAGGAGCUGCAGAGUCAGCGACAGGAGGAGGCCAUGAAGGCCGAGAAAUGGCUGUUCGAGUGCCGAAAUCUAGAAGAAAAGUAUGAGUCGGUGACCAAGGAGAAGGAGCGGCUGAUGACAGAACGGGACUCACUGCGGGAGGCUAACGACGAGCUCCGCUGUGCUCAGUUGCAGAGCAGGGGACUGGCCCAGGCGGGACCUUCAUUGGAUUCCACCGUACCAGCCGCAGAAAAUUUGGCAGCCGAGAUUCUGCCUGCGGAGCUCAGGGAGACGCUGCAGCGGCUUCAGCUGGAGAACAAGCGGCUGUGCCAGCAGGAGGCGGCGGACCGAGAGCGGCAGGAGGAGCUACAGCGCCACCUGGAGGAGGCCAACCGCGCGCGCCACCGGCUGGAGAUACAGCACCGGCUGAACCAGCAGCAGCUGUCGGAGCUGCGGGCCCAGGUGGAGGAGCUGCAGAAGGCCCCACAGGAGCAGGGGGCCAAGCCCGAGGACCCCACCGUCCUGAAGAGGAAGCUAGACGAGCACCUGCAGCAACUACAUCAGGAGGAUGUGGAACUGCAGCAGAAGCGGGAGUACCUGGAGGAUCUGGAGACGCCCUCAGAUAGCAACAGCAGGCGCAUCGAGGAGCUCCAGCAAAGCCUUCGGAAGAAGGACGCUGACCUGCGCGCCAUGGAGGAGCGCUACCGCCGUUACGUGGACAAGGCGCGCACGGUCAUGCAGACAAUAGAACCCAAGCAGCAGGCCCCCCAGGGGACGUCCCGGGACCUCCACAGCUUGAGGACAGAGCUGCGUGAGCGGAUAGCCCGCAUCCAAAAUCUGGAGAUGAACUUUGAAAAGAGCCGGAGUCAGCGGGAGCAGGAGGAAAAACUGCUCAUCAGCGCCUGGUAUAACAUGGGCGUUGCACUGCAGCAGCGAGCAGGUGAGGCGCGUGCCCCUGCGCAUGCCCAGUCCUUCCUAGCGCAGCAGCGACUGGCCACCAACGCCCGCCGUGGACUCCUGGGACGCCAGGUGACCUUCAACACACGACCCCUGGAAAAACACUGAGGGGCCUCUGGAUCCUGCCAUCCUCCCGGCCAGUCAGGCCCGGAUCCACCCUGAGCCCCCCUCCCGAGCACCCAGAAUUCUUUUGGGGCUGGGAGGGGCUCCUGCCCCCAGCUGACGUGGUGACUUCUGACCCGAGUGCCGCUAGGUGGGACAAAGGGGGUCAGGGCCGGCUGGAGGUAGGUAUGACGGACUGGCCGGUCCCCGCAGCAAUGUGAUUUUGACGUGGUCGUGUCUAGAAGACUGUAAGGACUUUCCGCUGCCACAGCCGUGAGGGCGAGGAGGUGGCUUAGAGGCGCAGCCACUACUUGGAAA
This is a messenger RNA of Sorex fumeus (smoky shrew), 2573 nucleotides long. RefSeq names its product hook microtubule tethering protein 2 (gene HOOK2). Gene Ontology annotation, molecular function: dynein light intermediate chain binding; microtubule binding. Gene Ontology annotation, cellular component: cytoplasm; centrosome. Gene Ontology annotation, biological process: cytoplasmic microtubule organization; cytoskeleton-dependent intracellular transport. The coding region runs from base 111 to 2261 and encodes 716 amino acids. The transcript is spliced from 21 exons. Lineage: Eukaryota; Metazoa; Chordata; Mammalia; Eulipotyphla; Soricidae. The record is from RefSeq and is a predicted model, not a curated record.